CAACGUGCUGGUUUUUAUUAAUCUAUCUUGCCCCGGGCCACUCCGAGUCACCUCCGCCGAGUCACCUCCGGUUUAUUUCCAUGUCCGGCUCCGCUUAAGCCGGAGUGGGCCCGAGUCUUCACGUCGAUCCGGAGCAUGCUUCCCCUCAUCCCUCGACUCGGGCUAACCUCGGGCGGGUCCGGUAUGGUCCGGCCGCAGCCUCAGGCUGAGGUGCCCGCCGCCGGCCGCGGCGGGGCGGCCCACUCGGGGGUUGAGCCACGGUCCGAGACAACUAGACGUAGUCCGAGUCAUCUUCACUGUAACCUGCGUCCGAGUGAGUCUGCUGGAAGUAGAUUUGCGCCGAUUUCAAGUUGUCCUAAGCUGACAUGUUUUUAAUGUACCGUAUCAAUACCUACGGUACCCAGGCAUUGCAUCAGCCUGAGGCCGUUACCUCGCGGCGCCAUGUUAGGGGCCACAACCUCGCACGCCAUUGAUUUCGUCGUCGCCAUUUCUAAUACAGAUUUGUUGUAUCAGGCAUUAGAGCGUGUGACUGAUUUCCCAGCUUCGAAUGUGACUGAAAACAACAAAAACAUUCUCUUACUCAGGCCGCGAAUUUCUUACUCUCCCAUAAACUGCAAAACUCCCAGUCCAACACCGAGGCAUGCGUUUCCACAGUCCCUAUUUGCGACAAGACCGCUCGCGUUCAAUUAUCCUGUUGGAGAUUGCAUGGUCACGCAUCUAUCAAAGCUUAUUGAUGUCUCUCGUUUUAGACUUGCACGUCAGUGGCAGGGACCAUCAACCCGCCAUUUUUGCGGUGGAGAUCGAGAUAUUAUUGUAGGAAAUGCACUUCGCGAGGUGACUCUGGAAGGGAUAAAACGCAACUUGCCGAUGAAAUUCCUCGUGCAAAACAAAAAUCACGCUCUUGCGCAUGCCAAAGCAGCCACUCUGCUCUGCAGGGUUGCAAAUAUGAGAGCAGCAAAUAGAAUAUCAAGUACAUGGGACCGUUGGAUAAAGUUGGUAUAUGUUUCUAGAGCCAAAUCCAAGACCCAUGCUGCAAAUGAAAUCAAAACCUUUGUCCUUUUAGUGUUAAGAGGAGUUGUAAUGGAUACAAGGUUUUCAUUGGUGCCACAUAUUAAUAGAAAACUUGAAAUAAGAGUCAAAAACGCUCCAAGACAACUUGUGUGGCAUUAUGCUAGAAUAUUUAGAGCCUUUCGGCGUUAUAAUAUGCUGAAAGAGGUGGCAGCUGACCACUUGCGAGAACAUGCCACAAAGGGAAUCCAGGGACUAGUGCGAAGACGUCGAGAUGGUGGCAAUAUGAAACCACAUCACUUUCACAUUGGGGCUUUUGCUGCUGGCUCCAUCCAGCGUUUACAACGAGGCAACAUUUCGCGAGUGCGUGCAAGACAGUCUAAGCAUCGUCAUAAUCAGCGGCUCGUUCUUUCUCGCUAUUGCAGCACAAACGCUUCAACAAACUACAAUUUUGAGCAGCAAGGUGCGGCGCAUAAAAUUCAGUGCUGGUUUUUGCUGCAACCCCACCGCAAUCGCAUAGUUUAUGCUAGUAGUUUGCAAAUGACAGUUUCUAGAAUCCAGAGUGCAUUCAGACAGAGGCGGCUGAGAAUCAAAGAAAAUGCAAAAGUGUGGUUUGCUGCAAUAAAAAUUACAACUUUUUUGAGACAGCAUAAUGUACGCAUGAGAACAAACUAUAAGCUCAUAACCACAAACAUGAAGGCAACGACGCAUUGCAACUGCAGACUUCAGCAGAAGCAUAAUAUUAUUCGCCGCGACUUGCUGCGAGCUAUCCACAAAGAGGAUAGAUCGCACAAGGCGAUAGAACGCCAAAUCAUUCAUAUACAGUCAUUGCAGCGAGGGCACCUUGCAAGGAAGCUCCCUGGUGCGUCUCGGAUAGAGCGCGUGUGAUGCAGAGUCACCAAUUUUUCAUCGGUAAGAUAAGUCACUGUGCAGGUAAUUCUCACCCAGAAAUUUCUCAAACGCUGGAUCCAGCAUCAACUUGGGAAAAGGGCACACCAUUGUCUGUUGUCCUUGGCAUCCUGGACAGCAUUGAUCGCUAUUCUUGAUUUCAAACUGAGAAUAAAAUACGCCACGGUCAUUGUGGCGUGCUGGCGUAGGUACCGCAGAUUUACGCUACACUUCUCAAAAUGCAAGUUGAUGAAUGAAAUCGCGUGUGUAUUUGCCGACAGUAUCAAGCGCAAUCUAUACUGUCAAAAUCAUAAAGUAGCAGAAAGACAGCACUAUAGAGUAGCAGAAGCACAUCUAGCAGGUCGCUCAAUGUUCGAGCGUACGCGCGAAACGAAGAUUCAGCAUCAGAUUUUGGUGCAAUCUAAUGUUUGCAAUCGUGAUCAUAACGCUGAACUUCAGCGAAUAUUUGUGACAUACUGUAGCUAUGGUCAAAAGGAAAAUACGAGUCUACUAGGAAUUGGGAGCUUCUUACGGCUACUAAAAGACUCAUCAAACGUAAUGUGGCCAUCAAACGCCGCUGGCCUGCGACCCUGUGAUGUUGAGCUCAUGUCUAUGAAGAAUCGCAAUCACAGUAACGCCGGAGCUGUUGAUAAGCACUUGCGCUAUAGCGAGUUUCUGCAGACGAUUCAUAGCCUCGCAAGCAUUUUCUUCAAUUCUUUACUUUUUUGCAAUGAUAGGCUCACCGAGCCUGAUGCCAAGACCUGUGCCUUCCUACAACAGCAUGUAUUCCAAUCAAAAGUGGCAAAGUAUCACACUGAUAGUCUGCGCUCGCUGUCCUGUGUGGGUCGUGUGGACUCGCAGUUACAUGUCUUCUCACAGAGAAUUAUUUCAUUGUGGCGAAUACACCAUUCACGCGUGUUGUUUGGCUUGCAAAAGAGCAUACAGCUGAGUCACUCAGAAAAAGGACAGCAAAUAUCCUCUGCAGUUUGUAUUCAGCGAGUCUGGCGUAGUUUUUCUAGCCGAGAAGUAACUUAUAGUUACGCACGUGGUGUAUAUGACUUAUUUGUGGACUUUGAGUCAGGUUGUGAGUUUUGGUUUAAUCGAUGCACUCGAGCCUCCCUCUGGACAAAGCCUCAAAUACUUGUAAAUAAGGACGUCAGGAAGCCCAUUUUUAUGCCCAGUAAAGGCUCGAUAUUUGAGGUCUCAUGUUCUGAGUGUUCUGCUAGCUCCGUGUCAACGUACUGCAUCGAGUGCAGGAAGCUAUAUUGCAACCAGUGUAGCGUGUUGCACAGCUGCAAUCACAAUCUUGUAAGCAUUGAAAUGUGUGUAUACUGUCACUUUCAAAUAAGUGCCCUUCCGCGUUUGAAAAAAAUGACCAGCAGCAACAAAUGUGUACAUUAAGUAGGCACAAAGCGUUGUGAAAAAUGCAAUGAUCACUACUGUGACACUUGUUUUGAAGAUCAACAUUCCAUGGGCUCACUCCAAUUUCACAGCUACGAGGAAAUGGUGCCUUGGACUUACGAUGUACUCUCCCUCAAACGUGUAUCAUAGGUGCCGCACUGUGACAACUGCAGGCAGCAUGCUGCUCGCAAGACGGGUGGUUGUUUGCAAAAGAAACAAUUUUGCUUACAAUGCGCAAAUAAAGUCCCAAAGGGAGAAUGGGAGCGGCUUGGUGAUGUCGCCUACGUGCCCAAAAUGACCACGGAGCAUCAACAACACAGGAAAAGAAAAAUCACUGAACAACCAUUGCGCGACCUGAGAGUCAAUAUGAAGGGAAAUCCCCUGGGCAUAGUACAAAUACAGCGCAUUUGGCGCGGGUCUAGAGGCCGCAGAAGCUCAGCAGUACAUGCCUUUGAACGAAAGCUAUGGCUAACACAGCGAGCUGCAGACAAUCACCGGCGCAGGAAACGGCGCUAUCAAAUUGCCUGUUUUUUUGGCAGGGGAAACCUUCUGGAGAGUGACACACCACGUGAGACGGUGAUUAAAAAGGUACCAUAUUGGUCGCGAGUCACUGUGGAGGAUAUUGUUCACGACCGGUUAAUAUCCCAUGAAGAAAGAAAAUAAUAUAAAAUAGCAAACUAUUGAUACCCUAGGUGGACUGAAUUUGCAGGCUAUGUCAAAGAGCAAGAUUCUUUUGUAAAAAAACACGGCUCGUUGGGUGCAAGGUCAUAUAUAGACCUUAAACUGACCUGGUUGCAUUUGAAAGUAAAAAGCUGGGUUGCGAAAAUAAAAGCUGCAAGGGCAAAGCGCGGAUUUUACACCACACAAGUUGCAUUUCGCAGGUCAAGUCAGUGUUCGACUGCCAAUCUGUUCUCAUGUCUUAAGGCUUAUGUUCAGGUCUCGAUCAGCAGACACCGACAGGAAACUGCAGGAAAAGCUGAGGCUGCGCAUGCGCGCCAGUCGCCAAGAUCUUCAGCAACGCCUGAGGCUUAUUGAAAUAAUCGAUCGUGAGCUGAAGGUAGUUCUUAGCCGAAACGCACAGCUGCUAGGACCUCGCAGAAUGGAGGUAAGGGUCCGGGAGGCGGUCGUGUGGGGGAUGGAAUUAGAACAUUUCGCUCUUUCAGCUCAGAAAAAUAGUCAAUAUGUAGAGCAUGCUCGUUUUGAUGCUUUGGCAGUCAGCGCUUCUGACAGGAUUCGAAUUGGAAGUUCACCGAUUAAAUAUUGUUCUUCAAGAGAGUUAGGAUUACUGAACAAACUGAUGCUUAAAGUCAGCCCCUCCGUCGCACCUGCACCUAACUUUUGCUUGGGAUCAGUAGACCCAGUAAAUCACCAGCGUAGUGUAUCAGUCGACAUGUACCGUCUCGACACAGCUACGGAUAAUGGAGCUACACAAUAUAUACAUAGGCAAGAAAUUCGUACAACUCGCAUCCUUCUAAUUUGACCAAGGCCAGGCUUCAUCGGAUAUGGACCCAUGAGGACAAUGAAUACUUGAAAGUGUACAAGUUGCCCAGAGGACUGUUCUUGAACUCGUUUUUCUCACGUCUUUGUACUCAUCUGCGAAGCAUCUAUUAUUCCUCUGCGGUUAUCCUCUGACUAAAUGCGCCAUAGGUGAAUUUGCUUCUGGGAACUUUCUCACUCAGCUUGUGUUAAAAUGGAAUAUCAGGAUGCUGGCUUUUUAUCGAGAUCAAAUCACGCAUAUAUCCACCCGUAUGGACUCUGAGUCUGCAUCAAAAGCGACACUGGAGACGCACGCCGCAAAACUACAAAAGAAGGUCAUCAAACAAGAACAUGAUCUCUAUCAGCCGUUAAAAAAUCAGAAAGCCUUUUGGCAUGGGCAAGCUCGGCAAUGAUUCCAUUUUUUCUUAUUGCAAUAGACGCGUCACUUUAAGGUAGCGUUUUGGAACAGGGCACGACACUCAACAGGCGCCCCCAGCUUGGGUGUCUAUUAAAGCAUCUAAAAUCGCCAAGUGAGGUAAAUGCGCCUGGUAGGGGAUAGGUGCGAUUCUUUGAAAUUUCAGGUGAAAGUCCCUGUGCUAGUUUAUUGUCAGAACAACGGUGCUGUUGGUGAUGGGCACGACAAAACGGUGGAAUUGUUGAGAUUAAUCUCAAUUGUCCAUUGUCCAUUACAAGGAUACUUUGAGGCGAACCUCUUGAUGUGGAUACCCGCGCCACGGACUCCUCUAAAGACCAGCCGGCACGCAUGGACACCCGCAGAAGAGGUGUUCGGGGCGCUAAGUGCAGCCCUUAAUUUUGUUAAUUUUGGAAAAA
This is a messenger RNA of Pelagomonas calceolata, 5604 nucleotides long. The record is from the annotation of a GenBank genome assembly. Lineage: Eukaryota; Pelagophyceae; Pelagomonadales; Pelagomonadaceae.